AUGUCAACGACCGACGCUAAUUCGCACCCCAGCACGGAGUCUCCUCGUACCACCACGGACUCGACUGUCAAAGAAUCACUCAGCCUUCCUUACAACCCUGUUCCCCCACCUCAUGGACCCGGUCGCCGCUAUAUCUUUGGAGUUUACAUCCCAAGCAACGUUCUCGAUAAGAGAUGGCACGAACUCAUGCCAGCUGCGGUCAAAUACCCCAGCGAAAAGUCCCUACCAAACGCCAGAAUUGUGUUCGCGAUGAGGUUUCCCGGGUGGGCAUCGUAUCGUCACCCUGAAAUCCAACCAACGCACGAUUGUGCACGGCUCUGCUGUUUGAAGCACAAACGUGACCUUCCCAUCUUCCCGCUUGCAGAUACAGGUCUUCCUCCGCCUUAUAAUCAACCUCCUCCUCUUGAAAUAGUUGAGAAGGUGGUUGAGCUUUGCGGUAUGACGAUGAUGUUCGCCACUUGGUGGCGGCUUGAGUCAGAGGACUAG
Messenger RNA from Marasmius oreades (fairy-ring Marasmius), 486 nucleotides. RefSeq lists its product as uncharacterized. NCBI's taxonomy places the organism in Eukaryota, Fungi, Basidiomycota, Agaricomycetes, Agaricales, Marasmiaceae. The coding region runs from base 1 to 486 and encodes 161 amino acids. The record is from RefSeq and is a predicted model, not a curated record. The transcript has a single exon.